AUGGCAACAACACCCACCAACGACAAAAACAACAACGGCUCCUACCCACCUCCACAAAAUCCUCCUCCCGGCGGUUACCCCGUCGACGUUCCCUAUCCCUACGCAGCUCCUCCACCACCCUCUUCAUACCCCACCACCACUGCAUUCUAUCAACAACCAACAACCACCUUCACUUACCACCAACCCUCCACCCGCGUGAAGUCCAUCCUAUGCGGCUUCAUCUUCGUCAUAACUGUCAUCCUCGGCAUCACUAUCUUGAUAGGUUAUUUCAAUCUCAAGCCACGUGCCCCUGAGUUCCGAGUCGACUCAGCUUCACUCACUUCCUUUAAUAUCAACGCCUCCGGUCUCACAGCUAAAUGGGAUUUCACUCUCACCGUCUCAAACCCUAACAAAAAAAUCGAUUUCUCAUACGAAGCCAUUGCCGCCGGUGUCUUUUACGACGGUGAAAAUGAUCUAGGGCUUCUUGCAUCGACUCGUCUUGCACCGUUUCGCCAACCAACACAGAGUAAAACUUCGUUCCAAGUAGAAUUCGCGGUUGUGAAUGAGUUUCUGGAUAACCGCGUUGCUAAUGGUAUUGCCGGAGGACGGGUUCGCGGUGUGGUGAAUUUUGCGUUGGCGGUUAAUGCUGUGAUUAAACUCAGUGGUUGGUUACACCCAGGGAAUCAUAAAUUUAAGGUUGCAUGCGAACCUUUGAACUUUGCAAUUUCGUCGUUGGAUAAUAACAACGCUACUGGCCAAUUGUUGCGUGGUGUAACAUGUGAUUGA
Molecule: messenger RNA, 765 nt
Organism: Lathyrus sativus (Indian pea)
Lineage: Eukaryota; Viridiplantae; Streptophyta; Magnoliopsida; Fabales; Fabaceae
Source: the annotation of a GenBank genome assembly